AUGUACAUUAAAUUAGCCUUAGUUUUAAUUUUUGCCUUCUUUGCUUUUGCUUUAGCUGAUAACACUUUAUCAAUUUCUCAAAUCCAAACUGGUGGUUGGGGUGAUAGUGAUCCAUACACAGUUUGGGAAGUUACUUUAACCAAUACUGGUAUGAGAACAAUUAUUGAUGCUACUAUCAUUGCUGAAAGUAACCUCAAAGUUGAUAAACCAGAACAAAUGUGGUCUUUAGAAUGUGUAUCACCAGACAAAUACCACUUCCCAUCCUUUUUAGUCCAAAAUGGUUUAACCAAUGGUACCUAUCACAAAUUUGGCUACAUUAACCACUCAGGUGAACCAGCCAUCUUCACUGCAUGUGACAUCAUCUACAAAUAAAUGAACUGGGCUUCAUUUGAUUAAAUUGUUUUAAAAAACUAAAGCAAUAC
This is a messenger RNA of Dictyostelium purpureum, 422 nucleotides long. RefSeq lists its product as uncharacterized. The record is from RefSeq and is a predicted model, not a curated record. The transcript has 2 exons. Bases 1 to 372 code for a protein of 123 amino acids. Gene Ontology annotation, molecular function: carbohydrate binding. Lineage: Eukaryota; Evosea; Eumycetozoa; Dictyosteliales; Dictyosteliaceae.